Messenger RNA from Entamoeba dispar SAW760, 1935 nucleotides. RefSeq lists its product as uncharacterized. Lineage: Eukaryota; Evosea; Mastigamoebida; Endamoebidae. The transcript has a single exon. Bases 1 to 1935 code for a protein of 644 amino acids. The record is from RefSeq and is a predicted model, not a curated record.
AUGUCAAAAGACAAUCAAAGUAAAACUUCAUUUAAAAGUUUUGAUUCAAAAGCUUCUCCUGUUCCUGUCACUGACACCACUGUCUCUAUUAUAUUAGAUCCAAACAAAGAUGCUCAAGAAAUUGCAGGUGUAUUACACACAUAUUGGCAUAUGAAAGAAAGACAAUGGAAUCGAAAAAUUACAAUGACAUUUACAAAUUCGAGUAAAACUUUUAGUGUUUUAUAUUCUAUUAGUAUUGCAAUUAUCUUUUUGAUUUACUUAAUGCUUCAAAUAUUUCUGUUUAAACGGCAUAAUAAAUUUAUUGUAGAAUAUUUAUUAGAGGCUGUUCUUUCAAUUGCUUGUAUUUUGUUUGGUCCUCGUUUACAAAUGAAAUAUCGAAUUCUUACUACUGAGGCAUAUCUUUUUACCAUUAUUUUUUUUAUUUGUUCAUGGUAUUAUCAACCAGGGUAUUAUGUUCCCUAUUUAUUUUGUUGUGUUUUGUUGGGUUUAUUUUCAUUAUUUAUUUAUUCAACUUCACUUCGUUUAAAGAGAUUUUAUAUUAGUCAAAUAAGACGGGAGACAGGGUCAAUUAGAAAAAUUGUUCAAGAAGACACAAUACGAUAUGAAAUUCAGCAAGACCAGUUCUUUAGUAAUCCUCAUUUAUGUGUUUUAGAGUCUAAAUAUUCAGGACUAGUAGAAGGAGAAUCGCUUUGGAUUGAUACAAGCUAUCAAGGAGAAUAUGUUAGUGGGUGGUUUGAAAAUGGUGAACCUGUUGGUCCUUUUGAAUCAAUUGAAAAUGGGACUAGAAAUGUUUUACAUAGUUUACGUAUUAUUUUUGCUACAGACGCCCAGGGUAAAUACACUAAUCAUCGUAAACCACUGCAUUAUGGUGUUGCUGGAGUUGAGUGUAACGUUUCUGGUAAUUUUUAUUUAGGAUAUCCACGUUGUCGGUUUAUCAAUGGACCAACAUUAUGUCAAUGUCAAGGUCCAUGUCAAUGUUUAAAUAAUCAAUUUUUAUAUUAUAAGCACUCUGACGAUAAUAAACCAGUUGAAACUAUUACUGUUGCUAUUGACUCUCUAAACAAUCUUUCAAUCUCUGGGUUCCAAGGGGAUGUUGAUGAUAUUAAAUUAAACUAUGAUAAUGGCCAAAUUGGGAUUGAUGAACGUUGGUUGCCAAUCGCAGAAGAAGGAAAAGAGGCAUUAAUAUACAUUCAUGGAUUAAAUCAUACAUUAGUUGAUGCACUAAAGAGAUUAGGUCAAUUACUUGCAUUAGGACAUUUUCCAAAACAUAUUAUCCCAUUUGUGUUUAGUUGGCCAUCAUGUUCUAAUCCAUUUUUGUAUUGUUGUGCAGCGAAUGUUUCUAGUGAUAAUGCAGUUCAUAGAGAUUUACGUCGAUUUCUUUAUUCUCUUCGUAAUACAAAAAUAAAGAAAAUUCAUUUCUUAGGACAUUCAUUAGGAACAAGAUUUUUCUUACAAAGUUUUUCAAUGUUAAAAGAAUUAUUUGCUCCAACAGAAGAAUUUUGUAGAGAUCAUGGACUGUUUGAAGUUCACAAUUUAAUAUUAUUAUCUGGAGAUUAUGACGCAGCUACAUUUGUUGAUGAUUAUCCUGAUUUUAUUCCAUAUAUUAAACACGUUUCUUUAUAUGCAGACUCUCGAGAUAUGGCAUUAAGAUCAAGUAAAUUUAUGAUGAGAGGAAGUAGAAUAGGUCAAAAUGUUUCAGUCUUUAAAGAUUUAAAUGGAAAGAAAUUAGAUGAUAUUGAUGUUAUAGAUACAGGCGAUCUUGAACGAAAUAUUGAUGGAGCUAAUCAUGGUUUCUUUAAUAUUAAUACUUCAAUGAUUGAAGAUCUUCAAGAAGUUAUUUGUUCAGGUAAAACUGCUGCACAAAGAACUAGUAGAUUAGUUGAAAAAGAUGGUGUAUAUCAUUUUACACUUCUUCCACGAAGUGUUAAGAUGUGA